Molecule: messenger RNA, 2133 nt
Organism: Chlorella variabilis
Lineage: Eukaryota; Viridiplantae; Chlorophyta; Trebouxiophyceae; Chlorellales; Chlorellaceae
Exons: 16
Coding region: 1-2133 (710 amino acids)
Source: RefSeq, a predicted model, not a curated record
AUGAGCACGGCAGCCGAGCUGGGCGAUGCAGGGCCACGGGGAAGCAAGGAGCAGCAAGAGCAGGCUGUGGAGGCAGCGGGGCAGGCCGUGGCGGCUGCUCUGGCAGGCCUGCUGCAGGAUGCUACAGUGCGGCAGCAGUGCGCCGCCAUGAAGCAGCAGCUGGCCGGAGAGGAUGGGCUAGCGGCCGCCGUGCAGCUGGUGCGGCAGCACCUAGAGCAGUCUGUUGCCGCUGAGGCGCUGUUCAUCCACCGCGAGGUUUUCCUGGACGACUGCUAUCGCCUGGGCUGCGGCAUCACCCAGUCUGGCAGCAUAGUUGUGGAUGCAGGUGCCAACAUCGGCCUGUUUGCUCUGCGCCUGUUGUUGGACCCCCAGCUGGCCCCGUCGGUGCAGCAUGUAUAUGCGUUCGAACCGCUGCCCCUGAUCGCCGACGUGCUUGAGGCCAAUCUGCAGGAGCACGGCCUGACAGACAAGAGAUGCAGGGUUGAGUGCUCCGUGACCACCCUGGCUGACUUUGUGGCGGAGCGGUGCCUGGACAGGAUUGACCUGCUAAAGGUUGAUGUGGAGGGAUGCGAGCUGGAGGUGCUGCGGGGAUUGGAUGCCGCCAGCUGGGCCGCCACCCGCCAGGUGGUUGCAGAGGUGCACGAUGUGGGGGGCCGUGUGGCGGCAGUCAGGGAGCUGCUCGAGGUCCAGGGGUUUGCUGUGGAUGCAGCUGCUGGAGUGGUGUCGUAUCUGUCAGGCCGCAGCGCUCGAGUAUGCCAGCAUUUCCCCCAGGCCCUGGGCGUGGACGACUUCCUGAACCGCGCCGAGGUGGCUCUGUACGCCUUUGGCUUCACCGGCGACAACUCCAUCGCGGUCAUUAACCUGUGCCGCGACGAGAUCACCAACACCUUGAAGACCAAGCUUGAUCAAGUCUUUGGGGCUGAAUUCAACGUGAAUGGCCUCGGCGGGGUCCUAACCUGCGGCGUGACGGGCAUGGCGGCUGGCCUCAGCCACGCGCCUGUGUCACGCACCUCUGGGAAAGAGCGAUACGUGUUCUUCAGUUUCCCCCACAUCAGCAUCGAUGCCAAGGGCGAGGUCGGUGCCAUAUCGCGACCGGGGCGCCCUGGCAUGAGCUGCGCCUGCGGUGCACUCAAGGCUGCGCUGGUGGACAUCCGACGCGACGGGCUGGCACACAACUGCAAGAUACCUGGAGUGCACGACGCGCGCGACCCAGAGUACAGCAUUCUGAAGCAGCGCCUGGCGCGGCGCCUGCGCUUUGAAGGGGCCAGUGAGGACACAGUCUCUGGCAUGUCGCUGACCGACAUCACGUACGUGGCGGAGCGCACCAUCACAGAUGACCUCGAGUUCCUGAUCUCACAAACCGUUGACCCGCGGCGUGCAGACUACGCAGUCAUUACGGGGGUGCAGAUCCACAACUGGGGCUCUGUGUUUGACGACGAGUCGCCCAACCUGGAGUUUGUGGCCCCCACCUCGGUCUAUGCCGUGGUCAGCGGGGAGAAGACAUACCUGGACUUCAGCUCCGUGCCGUCGCUGUCGCCACGCCAGACGCGGCUGCUGGCGCGGGCCCGCGAGCGCGGCGAAGGCGGCGGUGGCGGCGAGGCCGCUGAUGUGGUCUGCAACUCUGGCGGGCCCGGCACGCUGCUGGAGAUCGAUGCACCCUACCUUUACAACAGCAAGGAGCAGCGACGGCGGGAGAAGGAGCGCGCCGACACGUACGCGGCGCUGCUGGGGGAGGAGGAUCUGCACCCGCAGACGCUGUGCCGCUGGCCCGCUUGGCAGUCGCACCUGCGCGCGGGGGAGCCACACCGCGAGGAGGAGGACACCUCGGUGGUCAUCGACUCCCAGUUUGAGUCGGACGGCGAGCUGGAUGAGCUGCUGGGCAAGCUGCAGAACAGGUACAUGCAGCCCACAGGGUACGAGGGCAGCGGCAGAAGCAGCAUCGGCGGCGGCGGCGGCGGAAGCGCCGCCGGCCCGGUCAGCAACACCUCUGGCCCUGGUAGCUUGAGCACUGGGGUGCCGGGAAGCAGCACCAGCACCAGCGGGAGCGCUGCCCCUCUGGCCCACACUGGGCUGCUCAGCCGCCUGCUAAAGACAGUCAAGGACGCCAAGGAGCGCAGCCAGUGGCGCAAGUAG